AUCUCUCCGCCAGCCCAUUCCACCAGUGAACAAAACCGAGGGAAGGUCACGGUUUGACAGAGAGUCGAAGCCCUGAACGCAUUUUCACGUCCAAGCGCUCAUUCCUCACGACACAUCGAGAAAAAAAAAAAAAAAAGUUUGGGAUAAACUACAGCAAAACUCACCUUUCCUAACGCGGGACAUUUUGUGCGCCUGUGUAAUUCGGAAGCUUUUAUUGCGGAGGUCUACCCAGCCGGUUAUCCGUCCUACCUGUCCAAUCCGCCGGUCUUCGGUGCGUCGUGUCCCGGCAGCAGCGUCCCCAGAGUCUGAUCCUGUUCCAGUUCGGCUGCGGGCGACUCGUCUAGAUCGCUAUCAUCAGGAUGAAGAUGAGACAGCUUGGAGCGCUGUGUGGCUUCGUUCUGCUGACCCUGGCUGCUCUCGCCACCGGUCGGCCGAAACUAGGUCCUGAGCAGAAGUGUAAGUCUGGUCCGGUGGAUCUGGUCUUCCUUAUCGACAGCUCCCGCAGCGUCAGGCCGCACGAGUUCGAGACCAUGAGGAAGUUCAUGAUUGAUAUUCUCAACACGCUGGACAUCGGACUCAACGCCACCAGAGUGGGAGUGGUUCAGUACUCCAGCCAGGUCCGCAGUGAGUUCUCUCUGAAGGCCCACGCCAAGCUGGACAGCAUGGUGAAAGGCAUCAAUCAGAUCAUCCCUCUUGCUCAGGGAACCAUGACUGGACUCGCCAUCAGAUAUGUGAUGAAUGAAGCUUUCACCCCCGAGGCUGGAGACAGGCCAAAGGUCCCGAACGUGGCUGUGAUUGUGACAGACGGACGUCCUCAGGACCGUGUGGCCGAGGUGGCGGCUGAGGCCAGAGAGAAAGGCAUCGAGAUCUACGCCGUGGGAGUUGCCAGGGCUGACAUGACGUCGCUGCGGGCCAUGGCUUCUCCACCCUUCGAGGACCACGUCUUCCUGGUCGAGUCCUUCGACCUCAUUCACCAGUUCGGACUGCAGUUCCAGGACAAGCUCUGCGGUAUGGAUAUGUGUCUGGAGUCGGACCACGGCUGUGAGCACAUCUGUGAGAGCUCCCCGGGCUCCUACCACUGCCUCUGUCUGCCUGGAUACACCCUGAAUGACGACGGGAAAACGUGCACAGCCAUAGAUCUGUGCGCGGAGGGAAAGCACAACUGUGAACAAUUGUGCAUCAGCUCCCCCGGUUCCUUCACCUGCGACUGCAACAAAGGAUACAAGCUGAACAACGACAAGAAGACCUGCUCAAUGAUCGACUACUGUUCGUUUGGGAACCACAGUUGUGAUCACGAGUGUGUGAGUGUGCUCAGUGGCUAUCACUGCCGCUGUAACGAAGGAUACAGGCUGCUGGACGACGGCAAGACCUGCCAGGCGAUUGACCUGUGCGCUGAGGGGAAACAUGACUGUGAACAAAUCUGUGUCAGCGCGCCCGGCGUCUUCACCUGUGACUGCAACGAAGGAUACACACUCAAUGAAGACGAGAAGACCUGCGCACCCAUUGACCUGUGUGCCGAGGGAAAGCACGACUGUGAACAGAUCUGUGUCAGCGCUCCAGGCGUCUUCACCUGCGGCUGCAACAAAGGAUACAAACUGAACAAGGACAAGAAGACCUGCACAAACAUGGACCUGUGUAAAACAGUGGAGCACGGCUGUGAGCACCAGUGUGUGAGCACUCCAGGAUCCUACUACUGUAUCUGUCCUGAGGGACAACUGCUGCAAGAUGAUGGCAGGAGCUGUGGCACCUGCAAGUCUGCCAACAUCGACCUGGUGCUUCUGAUUGACGGCUCUAAGAGCGUCCGACCCCAAAACUUUGAGCUGGUCAAAAAGUUUGUUAACCAGGUGGUGGACUCUCUGGAUGUGUCUGUUCAUGGUACCAGAGUGGGUCUGGUUCAGUACUCCAGUCGGGUCCGGACAGAGUUCCCUCUCAACAAGUACCACACGGCUGAUGAGAUCAAAGCUGCCGUCAUGAAGGUUGAUUACAUGGAGAAAGGUACGAUGACGGGUCUGGCCCUGAAGCACAUGCUGGAGAACAGCUUCUCAGAGGCAGAAGGCGCUCGUCCUCUGAAGCGCAACAUCCCCCGAAUCGGACUGGUCUUCACAGACGGACGCUCGCAGGACGACAUCACCGAGUACGCCAAGAUGGCCAAAGAAGCUGGUAUCACCAUGUACGCUGUGGGCGUCGGCAAAGCUGUGGAAGAUGAGCUCCGUGUGAUUGCGUCUGAGCCUGUGGAGAAACAUUUCUAUUACACCACUGACUUCACCGCCAUCAGCACCAUCGCUGAGAACCUUAAACUCAAUGUCUGCCCAGAGGAGAGCCAGGGUGAGAUCGAGGUGAAGGAUCCGUGUGCCUGUGAGAGUCUGGUGGAGUUUCAGCACGCGACCAUGAGCAGCCUGGAGCAGCUCAACCAGAAACUGGCUGGAAUGACGGCUCGUCUGGAGCAGCUCGAGAACCAGCUCCUGUCCAGGAAGUGAUGUGGUCGUCGCUGAGAGCAAACAGGAAGGAAGAAGAGCAGAGCGAGAGAGAGGAGGGCACAUCGUGGCAGAAGCAUCAAAGGGGGAGAUUUAAAACACUCUUCCAGUCAGUGGACAAGAAACCAAACUAACGUUGCCUUUUGACAAAGCCUGUGCAGUUUCAGAGGAGUGUGAGAGUGAUCUGAAAGUUUUUGAUAUAAAAUCAAAUUUAUGUUACAUUUGUAAAUUACAUAAUUAUGUACACUUUUUUUUUCCUAAAAAACAACAACAACGACACAUCCCCCUCCCCUGCCGUCAUUAACAGAGCAGUGGCUGCAAGAUGAACAGAUGGAUAUUAAAUCUGUUUUUUGUUAUCACGCACAAAUGAACCAGAACACAUUAAAGAACACAUUAACGGUAUUUGUUUCUGACCUCUGUGUAACACGUGCACCUAUACCAGUGCACAACGAGGAUCACAGGCAUGUUGCUAUCUUUGUAAACUAGAUGUAAUCAAUGUACUGUAGAUAUUAACUUAGUGAAAAUACGAUUAGCAGUUUCCAUCACACUCAGUGUUCAUCCAGUUCAUUUCUCUUAGUGCCCUAUUUAUACUUGAUCUGUUUUAUACAGUUUGUUGAAUAUAAUGUAUUUAUAGUCGAUUUGCUUUGCUUUUUUUGUUUGUCUGUUUGUUACCAACAGUAGAAUAGCAAAUACACAUGUCAGAGUGGACAGUUAGAAGAACUAAGUGUUAUUACCACUCCCGAUACCAGACAGGGUUGGCUCAUUUUAUAAUACAGGCAUCACGUUCACAUAUUUCCUAUGAGGCCUGGAAACUGGGUUAGAAUAAAACAAACAAACAAAAAAAGGGGGGAAUUAAAACAAAUCACUUUUAACUAAAUCUGUGGUCUGUUGGUGGAGUACGAUGCGAGAGUCUUAAAGGAUUCACUAUACACUACUAACUAUGACUAAAUACCUUCUUUCGUGCAUCAUCUUUUCUCUGCACUUUCUAGACCGGAUGAUGUAUAAGUUUACACACAGAACUGUUCGUUUCCUCAGCUGAUAAACAGCAAAGGAAGAUCUGACACUAUGAUAUUCAAAUAGUUCACCUCUGUUCUCUCAUCGGAUUUCAGGAGCUCUAACCGCCUCAGCUACGACAGUGUCGACCGUCUGACACUCUAUAGCCCUUUAUAUUUGACGCCUGUAUGUUUUUGUAUAUUUUCUCAUAACUUUACAUUUUUUUUUUUUUUUGUAUUUUUCUAAAGAAUCUCUGUAUUACAGCACAAGAGGCAAUAAAGAAGUGAACUUUUCA
This is a messenger RNA of Mugil cephalus (flathead mullet), 3762 nucleotides long. RefSeq names its product matrilin 4 (gene matn4). The transcript is spliced from 17 exons. The record is from RefSeq and is a predicted model, not a curated record. The coding region runs from base 360 to 2477 and encodes 705 amino acids. Gene Ontology annotation, molecular function: calcium ion binding. NCBI's taxonomy places the organism in Eukaryota, Metazoa, Chordata, Actinopteri, Mugiliformes, Mugilidae.